Molecule: messenger RNA, 1029 nt
Organism: Thecamonas trahens ATCC 50062
Lineage: Eukaryota; Apusomonadida; Apusomonadidae
Product: homoserine dehydrogenase
Exons: 1
Coding region: 1-1029 (342 amino acids)
Biological process (GO): L-threonine biosynthetic process
Molecular function (GO): NADP binding; homoserine dehydrogenase activity
Source: RefSeq, a predicted model, not a curated record
AUGGCGCAGACGACGGUUGGCCUCGAUCUGAUUGGCUUUGGCUCUGUGGGCAAGGCGCUUCUUCCGCUCCUCCAUCGCUGUGUCGAGGCGACCGGGCGCAAGCUUGUAGUGACGGGCAUCCGGACGAGAUCGGGCCUGUCUGUGGCAACCCGCGACGUGGAGCAUCCGAUCGAGCUCAGCCCGGGGGAUCUGAGCCUUCCGGAGCGGAGCGAGUGGCCCGAGGCGUGGACAACGAUCGAGUCAGUGGAGGAGAUGCUGGCGGUCUCACCGGGCGCAGUGGUGGUGGAGAACUCAGUGCUGGACUUUGAGACGGGCGAGCCUGCGGCGUCGUACAUCCGUGCCGCUUUUGCCGCCGGCAAGCACGUGGUGACCUCGAACAAGGGCCCCGUGGCCACGCAGUACAAAGAGCUUGCGGCGGCAGCUAAGCAGGCUGGUGUGGGCUUCCGCUUCGAGUCGGUGGUCAUGGACGGCGCGCCGGUGUUCAGCCUUGUCGACGAGGCGCUGACCGGCUCCAAGGUCGUCUCCUUCGAGGGCAUCCUCAACUCGACCUCGAACAUUGUGCUCUGCGCCAUGGCCGACGGCGUCUCUAUGGCCGAUGCCAUCGCCAGCGCCCAGGCCGUCGGCAUUGCCGAGGCCGACCCGUCGACCGACAUGGACGGCUGGGACGCCGCCGCCAAGGUCGCCGCCCUCCUCAACGUCUGGUCGCCACACUCGGUCCGCCCGACCGACAUUGUCCGCGACUCGGUCGCCGGCGUCACUGCAGCCGACAUUGCCGACGCGGCCGCGGCUGGCGAGGUGCUCAAGGUUGUGUGCUCGGGCGACAUCGCGACCGGGACCGGAUCUGUGGCCCUCCGCCGUCUCCCGCUCAGCAACCCGCUCGCCCACGUCGUCGGCUCGUCGUCGGCGCUCACGGUAGUCACCGACACCAUGGGCCCGACCACUGUCUUUGAGACCGAUCCGGGCGUGGCUCAGACCGCAUACGGCAACUACUACGACAUUCUGCGGCUGAUUAAGGGCGGCAUGUUGUAG